AUGUCGCUGCGAAAGCACGACUUGCAGCGACGACAGAGUGAAUAUUCAGUACGGUCAAGUUAUUCAAAGCCUGUUUUCUGUGUUGUUUGUUACAGGCCUAUCGAUGCACUUUCUUCGCCUUUUGAUCCGGGAUGCGGGCAUAUCGGGCAUGAGGAGUGUUAUAGACAGAAGUCGAUAUGUCCCAAGUGUUUGGGUUCAGUUAAUAUGGUUGCAGGUUGUAGAGGUAAAAAGCAAGAAAAUAUGUUUCAAAAAUUAUUUGCAAAUGCACGGCAAAAAAGUAUGUUUUUUAGAAAUUCAACUAUACCACUGGAGCAACAGCGUGUAUGUAAGCCUUCACAAGCGGAUUUUUUUUUAGCACGAAAAAUAUCAGAUAUUCCGUCGCAUCCAGCUAUUUUUGGGAUUGAUUUUGAAGUUUUUACAGAUUAUGAUACCCUUAAGAAUACAGAAGAAGAAGUUAUAAUGUAUAUUAAUAUAUUGUCGCAGUAUCAGGAUACGAUCGACUUGCCUCAGAUAUAUUUACUUGACGUUGCUAUUUGUUUAGAUAUGUCUGAAUCUAUGGCUCAUGGAAAUAAACUUUCUGUUGCAAAAGAAAUAGUAUUUACACUUCUAUAUGAUCUUCAGUCUACGGAUAGAUUGUGUAUACUUACAACUCUUCCUGAUGAUAAAAAUAAGAUUUUUGCUCUUCAUACGUGUGAUAAUCUUCAUAAAGUAGCCGUUCAGACCAAUUUAGGGGAAAGAUUGAAAGAAAUGAAGGGUAUUUAUAGUUGUUAUUCUGAUGAUGGAAUAAAUAAAGCUCUUGAUAUUCUUAUAAAAAACAAAAGACAUGGAAGAUUGAGGCAUAUUAUUAUUAUUUCAGAUGGUUAUGAAACUUCGUUAUCGAGUGAUAAAAUAAAUCAUGUUUCCUGUCAAGCUAAACGACAUAAUAUUUCAAUACAUGCAUUUGGGGUUGGACCUUGUCCUGAUCCGACUCAUUUACGACAUUUGGCAAGCUUAGGAGCAGAAGGAGGAUGUUAUAUCUUUGUCGAUGAAACCAGAAAGGUUAAAAAUUUCCUAAAAUUAUGUGCGGCUGGCGCUUGCAUGGCUAAUUUAUCUAAUAUCAAAAUUAAUGUUACUGGUUUGGAAGGAGUAGGUAUUUGUGAGAUGAGAAGUGACAAAAAUGCAUAUUAUGAUGCUGAUAGCGUCUAUAAGCAUGAUAACAAAUUAGAAUUAAUGAUUGAAAAUUUAACACCAUUUGAAGAACGAUCUUUUUUUAUUACGCUAAACGUGCCACUUCCUCCUAGUUUUUCUGGGUCUAAUUCUUUUGUUGUUUCAACGGAAGCUCUUGCUUCCGAGCUUGAAAGCAUGAUAAAGGCUUUUCCUGCAAACAUAGCUUCUUGUAAAGUGUCUUAUAAACAUCCAUGUUUUUCGACAUCCACAUUACUACGGUUAAAUACAAGGUAUGCUACUGUUAAACGAUUGGGUCAUUCAGAAUGUUCCCAAGAAACAUCAAGAACUCGUAAUCCAACAGUUCUUCUUGCUCUUUUGCGUCAAUACGCGCUUGAAGGAAUUGUCAAUGCUCAUGAAAUGGUUGGUCGAGGGCGUGCAAAAGCUGCUGCUAGUUUGAUCGAUAUUGCUCUUGGAAAAAUAGAAGAAGCAGUUAUUGAUGAAGUAUGGAGACCGGAUGAAGUUUGUGAGUUGAAAGAUGAACUUCAUUUUCAACGAUCAAAAAUUCGUUUAAGAACAAUUCCAAUAACACCUCGUCGAGCAUAUACAUGUGUAAGUCCAUCUUCUCAUGAACGAUGUUCCAGAAUUGCUCCACUACGCGCCUCGCCAAAAACUUCACCUACACAUGUUUCGAAAGAACUAUGGAAGUCACCACAAAGAGCUAAUGAUGUUACUGCUGACUGUCAUAGUCCACAUAAGUCUGUUUUAAAAGACCAUUCUGUAAAUUCAGUUACAACAAUGGAAACACCCAAAUCAUCACGAAAUUUAUCGCUUGCGAGGACACAAUCACAUAUUACAAAAACAACAACAACAAUAGAAUAUUCAACAAGCCUUUCAGCGCUAAAACAAGGGAAACCUACACGUCGACGGAGCCUUGAUCCUGUUGUAUUACGUGAGUCGAGCAGCUAUAGCUCAGUUACACUUCCUCAAGGCAACGCACGCAUUCUUCAUCGUAAAGAGAGUUCUCAAGCUGACGAUGAAGCAAAACGCAUUUGGCGUGAGCUUAAGCGAGAGAUGCGUGUGUCCAAAUCACCUGUUAAGCUUAAAGAGGUUUACUAG
Molecule: messenger RNA, 2262 nt
Organism: Pneumocystis jirovecii RU7
Lineage: Eukaryota; Fungi; Ascomycota; Pneumocystomycetes; Pneumocystales; Pneumocystaceae
Exons: 4
Coding region: 1-2262 (753 amino acids)
Source: RefSeq, a predicted model, not a curated record